Opisthorchis viverrini is the source of this 225-nucleotide messenger RNA. RefSeq lists its product as hypothetical. The transcript has a single exon. The coding region runs from base 1 to 225 and encodes 74 amino acids. The record is from RefSeq and is a predicted model, not a curated record. Lineage: Eukaryota; Metazoa; Platyhelminthes; Trematoda; Opisthorchiida; Opisthorchiidae.
AUGACUCAGCACGAUGGACGCAUGCGUCAGUGUGUGAAAACGCCACGCACAGAUUGUGUGUAUGGCUGUGUACGACAGGACGGAGGCAAGAUAAAUGCAGCUUUGGAACUGCUUGAACUGACGAGCAAAAGGAAUGGAAUUCAGGCAAAACUGAAAUGUGAGGAAGAGUGGUUCGCCAAGAAGAAAUCAGCCGAUUGGCACUGGCCUGUUGUCCCUGAUUUAUAA